Molecule: messenger RNA, 1179 nt
Organism: Camellia sinensis
Lineage: Eukaryota; Viridiplantae; Streptophyta; Magnoliopsida; Ericales; Theaceae
Source: RefSeq, a predicted model, not a curated record
AUGGAUCGCCCGAAGCCUGUUGCCCAAGAUCUCCUAGCCGACCUCCCAGUUGAUGCUGAUGCUAAACCAACCCAAUCCAUGCCACCACCAAAGCCAAAAAGAACCAAAAAGGCUCAGCCAAAGGCCAAAGCCACUGUAGUUGAGACUGAAGAUGCUCUGCCAAUUUCACAAUUGGCUGGGAGUAAGAAGACUGUUUCUAUUCCCAUAAAAAGGUCGGUUGAAACACAGCCAGCAGAAUCUUCAAAGUCAAAGAAAGCGAGGUCGUCCUCUGCAACGGCUUCGGGGUCCAAAAAACCCGACGUCCUCUGGGCCCCAAAGAUUACUUUGGAGAACAGGCCAAUCAUGUCUAGUGAAAGCGCCGAUGACAUUAAUGUCGGCGUCGCUCUCAGCACCACUCUUCUCCUUCUAGGGGACCUGAAUCGGGAAAGAAUGACCGAGAUGAAGAAGGAGUUUUCUGCCCUACAGAAGACCAACAAAGGUCUUCAAUUAAAAAUGAAGAAGCUGGAAGAGCAGGCCGAGGCUGCAACUAAGGCCCAACAGAUAGCCGAGGAAAAAGCUGAAUCAGCCGAGGCUAUAAGGAAGGUUGCUGAAGCCGAGAAGAUAGAGGCCGAGGACAGAAAGGCCCAAGCCGAAAAGGAACUGCAGGAGGCCCUGACCACCAAGGAUGUCGAAAUUAAGGAGGCCGAUGAAAAGGCAUACGCCCAGGGUAUGGCUAACGUUACUGAAGAAUACAAACUUCAGAAACUUGAUCUUCUUGCUGAUUCACCAUUCCGCAAUGCCGAUGCUAUCCCUCUUCCCUUCCCACCACCUCCACCUCCACCUCCAUCUCCAAGUCAACCUGAGGAAGCUUCUGAAUCUGAGGAUGAAGAUGGAGGUGAGGACGAGGAUGGGGUUGAAAUUUUGGUAAGGAAACCUAAGGAUGCUGCUGGGACCAAAUCCCUUCCUUCAAGUUCGCAAAUCAUGGACUUAACUCAAGAUGAUGUAGGUGAAGGGGUUGCCAAGGAAACCACUCCAGAGCACGCUUCGUCUGACGUUCCUCAAAUUGACAAGAGUAUAGAUGAAACUCUUGCCGAGAUUGAUGCAGAACUUGCAAUGGAGAAGGCGGUUGAAGUAGCUCUUCAAGAAUCUGCAGAGGUCCAAACCAAAGUUGCUCCUGAGGCUGAGGAACCACAACUUUGA